Messenger RNA from Sphaeroforma arctica JP610, 230 nucleotides. RefSeq lists its product as hypothetical. The annotation marks the transcript as partial. The record is from RefSeq and is a predicted model, not a curated record. The transcript has a single exon. Lineage: Eukaryota; Ichthyosporea; Ichthyophonida.
AUGCCAAUGGCUAGUAAACCCAAAUUUUCUAACUCUAGACACGCACCUUCGUCAUCGUCCAAAGCAAUGUGGGAGGCCAAUAGAAACUGCCCCUUCUCGAUAGAGUACACGGUGAGUGAUGUGCUGUGUUCACUUAUCGGAAUGACUAGUUUAUCCAUCGCCACGUACUCUCCCCCAAAGACCGUCACCCGCUCGACCAAGCGCAUCAACUUGGUACCGUUGAAUCUGAG